UUGGCGGGUGAGCGGCCUUUGUAGUUUGAUCAGGUGCGUGGCGUCGGAAGGUUCUCACGGUGAGACGUGCCGUUAAAUUCCCGCUCAAGCCGCUCGCGACCUCCGUACAAGUAGUCGGUGACGUCACCGUGUCCAUGACCGCCAUGUAGGAGAACAACGACAACAGAGCCGCCAUUAAGUCAUGUUGAGAAAAAGUUCCCGCCUGGAGUCGUCGGGCUACUACAGCAGCGACGGGCAGCCCGUCAUCUCCUACAAAGAGACGCCGUACAGGUAAGCAGGAGGCUGUGGACUCGCUAUCGGACUACUCGUCCCCGCAGAGCGGCCUCGGACGACGACGAGGCCAAGGACGACCUCCCGCUCUCGGACAGCCCAGCCAGGACCGGCAGAGUCCUCCCCAGAAUAGACGGCGUGCUGCGAUUCGCGCGCAAAUAUAUCAUCACCAUUUUGAUGGGUGUCCUGUGGUUCCUGUGCGAGCCCUCCAUUCGCCAGAUGACGGGCUUCCCCGCCCCUUCCUACCUGUUCUCGGAGGGCGGAGCUGAGCUGCCGGAGGAGUUUUCCAAAAUGUACAACGACGUGCUGGAGCGUCUGAAGGCCUUCGAGCAGAAGGUGCUGGAGAUCGACGACAAGCCGCCGCCGUGGGCCAGCAUCCCCAACUUCGCCCUCAAGUCAGCAGGAGCCAGUGUCCUGUGCGCUGCCACCUCCAAGGCCUACAAGGCCAAGAUCAAGACCGUGUCCGUCCUGGGCUUCCAGAUCAGGUACCCCGAGGCGCUGUCGGCCAGCGUGGUCAUCGAGGGCAAGUCCGAGCUGAUCCCAGGGAACUGCUGGGCCUUCUCGGGUGACCAGGGUAACCUGACUAUGGUCUUGUCACACCCGGCUUUGGUGCAGCACGUCACCCUGGGUCACAUCUCCAAACGCAUCGCCCCCACCGGCUCCAUCCCGCACGCCCCCAACCUCUUCUCCGUCUAUGGAACGGAGACACUGGACUCAGCGGGAAUCAAACUGGGAACCUUCCAUUACAACCAAGAAGGAGAAAUGUUCCAGAACUUCAUCAUACCUGAGGAGCUACACGCCCUCAGCAAGUACGUGACCCUAAGUAUCCAUAGCAACUGGGGCGACCCCACCUUCACCUGCGUCUACAGCUUCUGGGUGCACGGGGCGCUGGCCUCCUGAGGCGGGGAGCACACCUGUGUCCCAAGCACACCUGUCGCACACCAGUGUGCAGAGCCGCCCGCCGCGCAGCGCAAAUCUGAUCAAGUAAGCGCGCUACCUCCACACAGCGGCCAUCAUUAGAGGGCGGAGCCUUCUGGAAGGACGCACGGUGGGAGUGGACUUUUCCCUCCGCUCCUUUUGCACUUUAAAGACACGCAUUUUUAUCUUUACGCAAUACUAUGUAUUCUUCAUGUGGUCUUGGGUCUGUACGUUAGUACUGUAAUAUAUAUAUAUGUAUAUAUAUAUAUAUCA
Nerophis lumbriciformis (worm pipefish) is the source of this 1461-nucleotide messenger RNA. RefSeq names its product SUN domain-containing protein 3-like. Gene Ontology annotation, molecular function: protein-membrane adaptor activity. Lineage: Eukaryota; Metazoa; Chordata; Actinopteri; Syngnathiformes; Syngnathidae. The record is from RefSeq and is a predicted model, not a curated record. Gene Ontology annotation, cellular component: meiotic nuclear membrane microtubule tethering complex; nuclear envelope.